Messenger RNA from Morus notabilis, 1990 nucleotides. RefSeq names its product regulator of nonsense transcripts UPF3. Gene Ontology annotation, molecular function: mRNA binding. Bases 182 to 1681 code for a protein of 499 amino acids. Gene Ontology annotation, biological process: positive regulation of translation; nuclear-transcribed mRNA catabolic process, nonsense-mediated decay. The transcript is spliced from 12 exons. The record is from RefSeq and is a predicted model, not a curated record. NCBI's taxonomy places the organism in Eukaryota, Viridiplantae, Streptophyta, Magnoliopsida, Rosales, Moraceae. Gene Ontology annotation, cellular component: nucleolus; cytoplasm.
UCGUGGCUGCCAUGAUUUCGGGCAAAAAACUCCAUAACUAGGGCACCCCAAGUUUCCAAUUACCAGGCUGACGCUAGGAAGAUGUAAUCUGACGGAGUAUUCCCGUUGGUUCUACAAGCAAUUCGAUAGAGGGCAUUCGAAUUGGUGGGUUUUUUUGUUUCUUUUGGUGCAAGUAAGGAAGAUGAAGGGGCAACAGCAGUUUGAUCGAACCAAGGUGGUGCUUCGCCACUUGCCGCCCACCAUUUCCAAGGCGGCGCUCCUCGAGCGGAUCGAUUCCGUCUUCGCCGGUCGCUACAGUUGGCUCUCCUUCCGCCCCGGCAAGAACAGGCAGAAGCAUUCCUUUUCUAGAGCAUACCUCGACUUCAAGAAGCCAGAGGACGUUGUUGAGUUUGCUGAAUUAUUUGGGGGCCAUGUCUUUGUUAAUGAAAAGGGCAUUCAGUUCAAAACUACUGUCGAGUAUGCCCCUUCGCAACGUGUUCCAAAACAAUGGUCAAAGAAGGAUGGUCGUGAAGGAACCAUAAAUAUGGAUUCUGAGUAUCUGGAGUUCCUUGAGUUUCUGGCGAAGCCUGCUGAGAAUCUUCCUAGUGCUGAGAAAGAGUUGGAGAGAAGAGAAGCAGAAAGAGCUGUUUUAGGUGCUAUGAAAGACACUCCUAUAGUUACGCCACUGAUGGACUCUGUUCGUCAAAAAAGAGCUGCAAAGGGUGGAUCUUGGAGGUCAUUGUCUAAUGGUAAAUUAAGGCGGCAAGGUGUUGGAUCAUCAGCGGAAGGUCUUAAUUCAGGCUUAUCAAAGCGAGGAACUGAUAGGAGAAGGAAUACCACUAAAAUGUAUGUUUUGAGAGAUGCUAUCAAAAACACUACUGUCAGAGGCAAGUCAAAAUACAUUGGUGUGGCUAAGCGAGAUACUUUCUCUUCUACAGCUGGAGCUGAAGUGUUAGAGGAAAGUGGGAAAAAGAGAGUUCUGCUUCUGACAGCGAAAGAAAGGGAGACAUCUCAUGUGUCAACCAAUAUUCCACAGCAUCAGAAUACUUCAACUAAAAUUAUUGUCGGUUUAAGUUCCCUCAAGCAGAUCGAGCAAUGCAAACGUAGUGGGGGAAGGAUCAGCAAAAGCAUACUCCAGAACAAGAAUGCCUGUCAAUAUCAUUCUUCCGCAAUUCACUCUGAUAUGCAAAUCCAGGCACCAAAGAUGGAAAAGGACAAACGGCAUUCUCGACCUCAACAUGGACAAGUAAUUUUGAAGGAUACUAAUGGUGCUAUGGACUACAAGGGUGUUGGGAGUGACAUGCAUGGUUUUUGUAGUGAGAAAAAGGAGAAACGUACCAGGAAUAAGGAUCGACCUGACCGUGGUGUAUGGGCACCUCGUCAUCAUUCAGAUGGAUCUCUUGCAAAGGAUGAGUCCCCGUCGUCCGUUGCUUCUCAACCUGCACGGUUCGUGGAUUCUUUAGAAGGCUAUCAUAAACAUCUUGGUCGCUGUGGAUCAAUGAAUAAUGUAAAGGAAGGUGAUGGCUCGUUCAUUGCAAGUGAAGGGAAGCAUUCAAAGAGUGGUGGCGCCUCUAGUUGUGGUUCCCAUGAGUUCUAUAUCUAUUUUCAAUGCAGAAACAAGUAUGGGUUCGGAAGUCGAGUUCGGGUUCUUAAGACUUUUGGUGACCCCUUAAUUCGGAGCAUGCUUAUGCCAGUGGGUUGAGGCUGUCUAAAGCUGCUAGACAGAUAAUAAGAUGCAAAGUUUGAACCACAACAAACGUUUGAUUUGGAAAAUCCUAUCUGAGUGAUUUGGAUGUUGCCUGUUGGUGUGAUUAGUGUUUUGUGAGUUGAAAAUUAGUCGUCAGUUUGUCAAUGACAGCAUGAAUUAAUAGGAGGACAAGAAAAUAUAUUGGCAUGUUAUAUUGUAUAACACCACAGUUUUAUAAGGGGGCCUCUGCGGGUUGGUGUGGAGGAGCCACGGACAAUGAAUAUUCAUAGUCGACAAAAAAUGAAUGUUUGGUUCAUGGAUUAA